Molecule: messenger RNA, 1104 nt
Organism: Stegodyphus dumicola
Lineage: Eukaryota; Metazoa; Arthropoda; Arachnida; Araneae; Eresidae
Product: zinc finger protein 680-like
Source: RefSeq, a predicted model, not a curated record
AUGACUAAAGCUUUAACAUUCUCAAAUGUUCUUUACAAGAGGUUAUUACCACAUGUUGAAAAAGUCAUUGGAUGGUACCAGUGUGGAUUUCUUGGGGAAAGGUCAACAAUUGAUCAAAUACAUGCCCUGAGGCAGAUUUUCAAUAAAACAAUAGAGUACAGUAUUGGCACCUGCUAUCUUUUUAUUCACUUUAGAGCUGUGUGUGACAGCAUUAAUGAUCAGAAACUAUACAAGACAAUGGAGGAAUUUGAAAUACUGACUAAGUUAAUUAAUCUAACAAAAGCUACACUUAAAAGGGUAAAAUGUAGAGUUAAACUUGGUAAUGAUUUAUCUGAAGUUUUCUAUAUUGUCAGAAGUUUACAGCAGGUUGAUGCUCUGUUCUGUUUAUAUUUUAACCUGGCCCUUAAGAAGGCUAUCAGUACUUAUGGUCUUAAGGACAGAAAAAUUAUUUACCAUCAGACAAUAGAAAUCUUGCCAUUCGCUGACAAUAUUACUUUAAUGGGCAGAUCCAGAAAGUAUGUCGUAGAAUUAUUCAUUCUAUUAGAAGCUGAGGCAAGAAAAUUAGACCUAACCAUAAAUGAAGGUUGCCUUUUGAAAGAAGAAAAUAUGUUUAUCAAGAGUCGUGACUUUGCUCAGAAUUCUAAAGCUGCUUUAUCAUCAGCCUUCAGAGUUAUAAAAUCAGGACCUUCUUCAUGUCGAUAUAUUUGCCCAUUUUGUACGAAAGGAUUUAAGAACAAAACAGAUAUGGAACGUCAUCUUCGAGUACACACUGGAAGCAGCAUAGCAAAAUUGCGUCCAAGCAGAGCAGAGAUAGAAGCUGAAGUGGUUUUCAUUUUAAAUGAAAGUAUGCCUGCCAAAGAUACUGACUUCAAUGAGAGAUCUGAAAUUACUUUAUCAUCAUACUUAAGAGUUAAUAAACUGGUGCCUUCUCUAAAUCGAUAUAGCUGCUCAUUUUGUGGCAAAGGAUUUAUGUACAGAGCACAUAUGGAGCGUCAUCUUCUUGUGCAUAGUGAUAAAAAGACUUAUAAGUGUGAAAUAUGCUCAAAAUGUUACAAACACUCUGACUCUUUGUCAUACCAUUGUAAGACUGCUCAUCGAGCAUGA